Messenger RNA from Cylicocyclus nassatus, 339 nucleotides. The record is from the annotation of a GenBank genome assembly. Lineage: Eukaryota; Metazoa; Nematoda; Chromadorea; Rhabditida; Strongylidae.
AUGAGUUUGCUGUUUGCCAUCGGUUUCGCUUUAGUCAAAACCUUCAACGGAGUACGCAACGCUGAUCAUUUUCGACUGCAACCUAGUGGGUCUUGCUUUGAAUGCACUGAACGACGAUGGCUGGGUCUGGCGAACAAGUGUCAGGUUACAGACGCAAAAAAAACUUUUGAGUCCGAAUUUGCAAUCAACAUACUAUUAUUUCCACUCAAAGGGCAAAUGACUAGUAUAGCACGCAAGCUUCACGAUAGUCUUUCGUCAGUAAAAGUAAGAAGCGGUGACAUCCGUUACGCAUGUUUAUACUUUGGAAGCGAAACCACAGGCGUAUGCUCACUUGGCUAA